GCGACAACAAAACGGAGCAGGCGCAGUAGAGCAAAGUCUUAUGAAACCGGCGAAAAAGGCGAGUGAGAGAGCAUAGACGGUGCAGUCACCUAUCAACUUGGUAAAAUGAUCAUAUCUGUCGGAAUGACAUAAACCUCACCGCCGCUGAGCCUCUUAGAGUUGAUUAUGGCCCCGAAUUCCAUCCACUGGUUCCGGAAGGGUCUGCGACUCCAUGACAACCCGGCGCUCCGCGAAGCAGUGCGGGGGGCGGGCACAGUACGAUGUGUCUACUUCCUAGAUCCAUGGUUCGCUGGUUCCUCCAACCUUGGGGUCAACAGAUGGAGGUUCCUCUUACAGUGCCUGGAAGAUCUUGACGCCAGCCUCCGCAAGCUCAACUCCCGACUCUUUGUCGUCCGUGGCCAGCCUGCCAACGUCUUUCCCCGUCUCUUUAAGGAGUGGAAGAUCUCCCGGCUUACCUUCGAGUACGACUCGGAGCCCUUUGGCAAGGAGCGGGAUGCUGCCAUCAAGAAGCUGGCGAUGGAGGCCGGGGUGGAAGUCUGCGUCAAAACCUCACACACCCUCUACGAUCUGGACAGGGUGAUCGAGCUCAAUGGCGGGCAGCCCCCCCUCACCUACAAGCGUUUCCAGACCCUGAUCAGCCGCAUGGACCCCCCCGAGCCCCCCGUGGAGCCGCUGUGUGCCUCUUUCAUGGGGCGCUGCGUCACGCCCGUCGCUGACGACCACGGAGACAAGUACGGCGUGCCCUCGCUGGAAGAGCUAGGGUUCGACACGGAAGGCCUCCCAUCUGCCGUGUGGCCGGGGGGCGAGACGGAGGCCCUGACCAGGAUAGAGAGGCACCUCGAGAGGAAGGCUUGGGUGGCCAACUUCGAGAGACCCAGAAUGAAUGCCAACUCGCUGCUGGCCAGCCCCACCGGCCUCAGCCCCUACCUGCGCUUCGGCUGUCUGUCCUGCCGCCUCUUCUACUUCAAACUCACCGAUCUCUACCGCAAGGUGAAGAAGAACAGCUCCCCGCCCCUCUCGCUUUACGGCCAGCUGCUCUGGCGCGAGUUCUUCUACACCGCCGCCACGACCAACCCGCGCUUCGACAAGAUGGAGGGCAACCCCAUCUGCGUGCGCAUCCCCUGGGACCGCAACCCCGAGGCGCUGGCCAAGUGGGCCGAGGCCAAGACCGGCUUCCCCUGGAUCGACGCCAUCAUGACCCAGCUGCGGCAGGAGGGCUGGAUCCACCACCUGGCCCGCCACGCCGUGGCCUGCUUCCUGACCAGGGGGGACCUGUGGAUCAGCUGGGAGGAGGGCAUGAAGGUGUUUGAGGAGCUGCUGCUGGACGCAGACUGGAGCGUGAACGCGGGCAGCUGGAUGUGGCUCUCCUGCAGCUCCUUCUUCCAGCAGUUCUUCCACUGCUACUGCCCCGUGGGCUUCGGUCGCCGCACCGACCCCAACGGCGACUUCAUCAGACGAUAUUUACCUGUUCUCAGAGGUUUCCCCGCCAAGUACAUCUACGACCCCUGGAACGCCCCGGAUUCGGUGCAGGCGGCUGCCAAGUGCAUCAUCGGCAUCCACUACCCCAAGCCCAUGGUGAACCACGCAGAGGCCAGCCGCCUGAACAUAGAGAGGAUGAAACAGAUCUACCAGCAGCUGUCCCGCUACAGGGGACUAGGUUUGCUGGCCUCAGUGCCGACCAAUCAUAACGGGAAUGGGAACGGCGCCAUGAUGGCGUACUCUCCUGGGGAGCAGCAGACUGGGACCUCAGCAACAGCCACGACAGGUGUAUCGGGGAGUAAGGUUGCCAGUGGCAACGGUAGCGGCAGCAUUUUAUUAAACUUUGACAGUGAGGAUCAGCCGGGACCAAGUAGAGUGCAGCAGCAUGGCUUCCCCACUGUGGCGGAUCCAGCCCACCGUCUCCAGCAGCCCGGCAGUGCACACGAGUUUGCUGUGCCACAGCACCCAGGCCGUCUGAGUCACCCCGGGGGGAAGAGGGAGCUGGAGUCGGAACGUGAGCCUGGAGGGGAAGACGAAACACGGGGCUCCUCACGCAAAAUACCACGACAAAACACUGAGAGGAGCUAGGGUCUGCAGGAGGAUCGGUCCGCACCUCACCAAGUCCCUGCUCAGCACGGACGCAAGGCGCACCAGGAAGACACAGAUCCACAAGAUCCACUUUUCUACCUUAAUUUUACUGAGAAUACUUGCAUUUCUUAUUCUGUGCCGAUUGUGUAUACAGUUUCUUAAGAUUCAACCUUUUGUGCCCCAUGUGAAUCUCGAGAAGAUUUCACGGUCACAUUCAAAGGUGUAAAUGUGAGAGUGGCUAAGCUUUGGAUGGUUGGGUGAAAACACUUGGGGGUUCAGCUCGAAGAGAAUUGGGGGUGUUAGUGGGCAGAUAGUGGGCUGGUGGCAGAGCUGACUGGGUCACUUUAAGAUGAGUGAGGUCAUCAGGGUCAGAGGUCAGUCUGAACCCCACCACUCUGCAGCACCCCUCUCUCCCUUUCCCCCUCGCCAGUUCUGUUCCUCUGGGUUCGAACCCAGGGCAGCUGUAACCUGCAAGCCUAUAGGAGACAACUUGCAUCAAAGCAACAUGCUUUUAGCCCUUAUCAGAAGUUAGUUCACUUUCCCUUUCAUGCUGGGCAAACCUUGGCCCCUGGGACACUGUGUGGAAUGUACCGGGAUGAUGGGCAGCUUCUCUCAGAAGGGUCAUUAGCAUUUUAGUCUUUUUUUCCCCAUGUGCUAGGAACAAAACCACCCCAAAAAAAAUCAAGAAAUAUUAAAAAAUAAGCACCUUAAUUCCCAUGUACGUUCUUAUGACCGCUGCUUUUGUAAAAGCAGAGACCACAGAAUGCGCGUAGGAGUAAGCUGCUUAUUAUCAGCUGGUAACUUACCGGCGCCCCCUUACUGGUCCAGUAGCACACUGCAGUAAUACCAGGAGUUCAGUUCUGGUUUUUUUCCUCGUCAUAGCUCCUAGUGCCCAAGUCUUUUUUUUAAUUGUACUGGCUACAUAUUGACUCGCAUUACAUCGUGAUUGUGUCCACUUAGUAUGAGCUCAUGCAAGUGUUUUUGUACAUAAAAAUACAUCUUAAUUAUUAUAUAUAUAUAUUUUGAUACUGCAUAGGCUAUAUGUGAUUUUGUAGAUUAGCUUCAUCACUGUCGCAGACAUGAAGGAACUGCAGCUGCUGACCGGGAAGGGAAGGGGUUCCGUACAUGUCCGCAUUGGAACAGCCUGGGCAGCAUUAACACUCGAUUAUUACUGUCUGAAGGAACAGUGAGGAAAGUGCAGUUACUGUACCGCCAGCGAAGCCGCUAACAAAAGACUCCGGACGAUUACACUUUUCUAAUAUCCCAGCCAUCAGCGUUCUGACCUGGAUAAAAAUGGUUUGUGAUGCGUUUUCCCUCCCGGGAGCAACUGGUGGGCGAUGGUGGGCUCGAGGCUGUUCGGAGAUUUAGCCAGCAGCUGCUCCGCGGUCAGGCAUGAAGGUUGUUUUGCGUCACGGGCUCUGUGAGGUCUCGUUAUGUUUCCCAGCAGUCUGUUUCUCCCCGUUUCGCGCCCCCGUCCAAAGCUGGCAACUCGUUCUCGCCUUUCUCCGAAAGGCCGUUUGCUGUUCGUGUUCAUGCGGAAGCACAAGAGAACAGAAGCUUCCUGAAAAAAAAAACUGUUAUUCAUAUUAAUACUGUGGUCAAAUACUCAUGAGUGAUACAAAGUGUCAACGAGAGCCAAGGGAAUGCAAAAAAAAAAAAAAAACGUUGUCUGUACAUUUUACAAA
Molecule: messenger RNA, 3752 nt
Organism: Anguilla anguilla (European eel)
Lineage: Eukaryota; Metazoa; Chordata; Actinopteri; Anguilliformes; Anguillidae
Gene: cry3a
Product: cryptochrome circadian regulator 3a
Exons: 15
Coding region: 166-2067 (633 amino acids)
Biological process (GO): entrainment of circadian clock by photoperiod; circadian regulation of gene expression; negative regulation of DNA-templated transcription
Cellular component (GO): nucleus; cytoplasm
Molecular function (GO): FAD binding; DNA binding
Source: RefSeq, a predicted model, not a curated record